UAAGGUUAUCAUUUGAAAUUUCUCCGUUUCUCUGCGUUAUAUAUACGCUACGCAUAUAUAUAUAUAUAUAUAUAUAGCUCUGCCCCCACUAUCCCUACCAUCUCAAUAUAGUCAAUUAAAUUAAAGCAUCAUUCGAAUCUCUCAGUUCAACUACGUACCCCACCCUUCAUGGAAUCCUCGAACAAUAACAUCGACCCCAUCAGGCCACCUGUCCCUCGCCCACGCCGCGGGCCACCCACCAGGGCCAGGCGUGUCGUAAGCUGCCUGACUCUGUCCGCCGUCAUGCUCUUCAUCCUUUGCAGCGCUGUCGGCCUCGUCACCUGGCUCUUCCUCCGCCCUCGCCUCCCCGCUUUCCGCGUCCAGUCUUUCUCCAUCUCGGGCUUCAACCUGUCCGCUGCGCAGAUCGCCGGCAAAUACCAUCUCGAACUCGGCGUAACGAACCUGAACCCGAAGAUAGACCUAUCGUUCGACCAUUUCAGCUCGUCCGUGGUGUACAGGGGCGUGUCCCUGCACUUGCAGAUUCUCGGGAACCAGGAGGCAGAGCUCGAGCUCGAGAUGGACACCGGCCGGCUGAAGGAUAAGGCGAGGAAGAGGAUCGUCGGGAACUUGAUUGGGGAAUGGAGUAAAGGCGUCGUCAUCUUGGACGUGAAAAUGACAGUGUGGGCGAAUUUCAGGGCCGUGCGUUGGCUGACCAAGCAGAAAGUGCUCACCGUUGCAUGUAAGAAUCUGAACGUCGAGUUCGUAUCGGACACGUGGAAGCUCCAGGAGGGACGCAACAACGCUUUGUAUAGUCGAUUUCGACUCGUCUAAUUUCGCAUGAAUUGUGCUCGAUCGAGCCCUUGAUGUAAAGGAAACACGUUAUAGCAAUAAUAUUUAGCUACUGUGGACACAUUACAUUGUCUAAAAUACCCCGUUUCGGAUGGUGUAGAGUAAACUUUUUUUUUUUUUUUUUUUGCUUGUUAUAGCAAUAAUAAUAGCUACUGUGGUAAAUUAGAUAUUAA
Punica granatum (pomegranate) is the source of this 1001-nucleotide messenger RNA. Lineage: Eukaryota; Viridiplantae; Streptophyta; Magnoliopsida; Myrtales; Lythraceae. The record is from RefSeq and is a predicted model, not a curated record.